Messenger RNA from Pleurotus ostreatus (oyster mushroom), 708 nucleotides. RefSeq lists its product as uncharacterized. The transcript has 3 exons. The record is from RefSeq and is a predicted model, not a curated record. Bases 1 to 708 code for a protein of 235 amino acids. NCBI's taxonomy places the organism in Eukaryota, Fungi, Basidiomycota, Agaricomycetes, Agaricales, Pleurotaceae.
AUGGCAUGGGGAGGGUCCGUCAUAUCCCACAUCCUGCUAUCCCUACCACCACCACAGCUCUAUUCGAUGCAACCAUACAUCAAUUACCUCACCGUUCACUUCUUCCUCACAGCCUUUUUCCAACAAUUCCCGUCGGCCCUCAACCCACGUAUCCUCGACACCCUUCUCUUUCCCCUCGACGCAGCUUUAAGGGUCAACUCUAUAGCAUCGACAGUCGCUAUGCUGUCCCCCAUUUCCGCGUUUUCCGCGUCGAUCAACCCUCUGCUCGCUGGCUCGCCUCUGACGCAUUGUAUACUCGGAGCCGUGGCCUCGUCAGGCGGCGGCCAAACCGCUUCGAUGUUAAACGUCUGGUCCGACACCUGGUCUCUAUCCCCGCCAGCGUUCUUACGAGGAACUCCAGUACCUGGCUUGAAGGGGUGGUUCGUGGGGAGCUUGGACACAUUGGACGUUUGGGGCGGUGCCUUGAUUGCGGUCAUCUACGACGUCUUGACGGGACAUCCGGCGUUUCUUGGAUCAGAGGGCUUACACACCUUGUUGGAUUUUACGGAUCUCGAGACGAGCAAGUUUUUCAGUCCGUUGAGCGCGAAAGCUGCUUGUUGCAUUAUCCUAAGCUUUCUAUUUGGCAUACGUAUCUUCUGGGUCCAUCAUUGGAGUAUAGUUCCUCAGACAGUAGUACUAGUCAAGAAGAAAAAGUCCAAGGUUCAGUAG